CAAACCGAGCAAUUCUUGCAAACAAGAAGACGAGGUGAACUUCGCGACAAAGUGACGCUCUGCUCCGGCGUGUACAGGUCGUGUCGUGCUCUUGUUGAUCCAUCCACCAGCGACAUCUAUUUCUCCAGACACGUGCAAUUGUUCUCUCGUAACUCCUGUCGUCUAUAGACUUCUGGUUGUCUAGAUACAUACUUCUAAACUUCAGGUACCAGUUCAAACAAUCCAAGCGCCAUGCUGUCGGCCCGCCCCAUGCCCGCUGACGUGGAGAUUCGCGACGUAUGGGAAAGCAACCUGGAGGAAACUAUGAAGACGAUUCGCGAGGUGGUGACGAAGGGCUGCUACGUGGCCAUGGACACCGAGUAUCCAGGUGUAGUGGCACGUCCUAUCGGCUCCUUCACGACCUCCUCGGACUACCAAUACCAGACGCUACGCUGCAAUGUGGACUUGCUACGCAUCAUUCAACUGGGUGUGGCUUUCUUCAACGAGGACGGCUCGUACAUGGAGGAUCUUCCUGUAUGGCAGUUCAACUUCAAGUUCAGUCUCAGCGAGGACAUGUACGCACAGGACUCGAUCGAGAUCCUCAAGCAGGCAGGUAUCGACUUUGCCAAGCACGAAGAACAGGGUAUUGAAGUGGCCAGGUUCGGAGAGCUCUUAGUGCCCUCAGGUCUCGUGCUGGGCGAUCACGUCAAGUGGGUUUCGUUCCACGGUUCAUCGGACUUUGGUUACCUGCUCAAGGUGCUGACUUGCGCCCCGCUACCCGCUGAAGAAGAAACGUUCUUCGACUUGUUGAACACGUACUUCCCCGCUACGUACGAUCUGAAACACGUGGGUAUGGACUUCGACAAGGUGGGAGGACUCAGUCGCUUGGCCGAGGACCUCAAGGUGGAGAGAAUAGGCACAAUGCACCAGGCUGGCUCCGACGCACUGCUCACAGCCGCCACGUUCUUCAAGAUGGUUGAGGUCUUCUUCGAAGGCAACGUCGAGAAUGCAGCCAAGUACUCCGGGCAGCUCUAUGGUCUGGGUAACAGUAUCGCGAACUUGGGUCAAUAGACUCCAAACACUGAGUGGAGCAACAAUAACACCACACACUAACACCACUAGACGCUGUGCAUUAGCUAUAGUCUCUGUCUUGAUGCCUACGUAGCAUAUCAGCCUAAUGCUGCUGGAUGAAGCGCACCACGUCGUGAAUGUCGGCGUCCUUGACGCUGCACUUGACGAACGAGAUCUCGCACGGCGAGUCCACAUCAAACUCGAACGAAGCUCCGUCCCGUCCGACAGGCACUUGAGAUAAAUCCUGUUCGUCGUCGUCUCCCUCCGUCUCCAAUGACGAGCGUGUGGUCUUCAGCUGCGUCAAUUCCUUCUCCAGCGCGUCACGCACAGCCUGCGGACUGGCAGCUCCAGAAGCCUCACUCUUGUUGCACACCACCAUAAUCGGGGGCGUCUGGUCGUUCACCUUCUUGUUUGCAAAGAUAUCGUACAGGAACCUGCACAACAAUCCAAGUAUUAGUUCAUCUAUCCAUCUAUUGCAGCUG
Molecule: messenger RNA, 1532 nt
Organism: Phytophthora nicotianae INRA-310
Lineage: Eukaryota; Oomycota; Peronosporomycetes; Peronosporales; Peronosporaceae
Exons: 1
Coding region: 232-1050 (272 amino acids)
Cellular component (GO): CCR4-NOT core complex; CCR4-NOT complex; P-body
Molecular function (GO): poly(A)-specific ribonuclease activity; nucleic acid binding
Source: RefSeq, a predicted model, not a curated record